UGCCCCGCCGUAGGGUUCAAUUGAACGGACCCAUCCCAAGUCCCCACCCAGCAGCGCAUCCCUUUACGACGACCGCCUGCACACGCCGCCGGCGAUGGCCGCCUCCGCCGACGACGUCGCCCCAUCAACGGCCUCCGCCUACCUCGACCCCUCCUACUGGGACGCGCGGUUCGGGAAGGAGGAGCACUACGAGUGGUUCAAGGACUUCUCCCACUUCCGCCACCUCCUCGCGCCGCUCCUCUCCCCGUCCCUCUCGGUCCUCGAGGUCGGGUGCGGCAACUCGCGGCUUGGGGAGGAGCUCCUGCGGGAGGGCGUCGCCGGCGGCGUCACCUGCGUCGAUCUGUCCCCCGUCGCCGUCCAGCGGAUGCGCGACCGCCUCGCCACUCAGGGCACCAAAGGCGUGGAUGUUGUGGUGGCCGACAUGCUUGAUCUGCCGUUUGAGCAGGAGAGCUUUGACCUCGUCAUCGAGAAGGGCACCAUGGACGUGUUGUUUGUGGACAGUGGCGAUCCAUGGGACCCCAAUCCUACAACAGUGGAUAACGUGAUGAAAAUGCUUAAAUGUAUCCACAGGGUUUUGAAGCCAGAAGGCGUCUUUGUAUCAAUUACCUUUGGGCAGCCACACUUUCGACGGCGAUUUUUUGAAGCUCCUGAGUUUACAUGGUCUGUUGAGUACAGUACCUUUGGUGAUGGCUUCCAUUAUUUCUUCUACACUCUUAAGAAGGGCAAGAGGUCACCGGAGUCCAGCAGUUACCAAAAUACAUUACCUGCUGCUCCAAAACUAAAUAUGGUCCACGAAGAGCUCGAGAACGAGGACUUCAUAUUCCUCACAAACCUUGAUUAGCUAUGAGUGGCAGCUUAACAAGCAACUGAGCUAACACAUCAAAAGGGAGACCAGUUCAGUGUUUGUGAUCCUGCAGUGAUGUUUUAUUUUUCCUGGGCGGCAAAUGGGAAUGAUGCCUGUAAAAUGUGUGAUUUAGGAUAGGAUUACAUUUUAGGCCUUGUUCUUUAGUAGUGCUAUAAUAUAAUACUGCAGGCCAUAGAUCAAUCUGUGAUCUGUUUUAAACAUUAGUAGUUUCCAUUUGAAAUAUACUCUUUCGACUUUCUAAACAUAUGGAAUGAAAUUGUAUUAUUUCUACUGUUA
Molecule: messenger RNA, 1141 nt
Organism: Sorghum bicolor (sorghum)
Lineage: Eukaryota; Viridiplantae; Streptophyta; Magnoliopsida; Poales; Poaceae
Product: endothelin-converting enzyme 2
Exons: 7
Coding region: 95-841 (248 amino acids)
Source: RefSeq, a predicted model, not a curated record